CUCAUCUAGCGGUGGCUACAUUCAUGUCGCAGGAGAAUGUAGCUAGCUACUGAUCCGGUACCGCUAACCAAGUCCGCUGCUAAAUGAGGAGGAGCCUUAGUUAGCAUUAGCUUUGGAGAUGAUUAGCAGGCCUAAGCUGAGGACUGUCUGGAUCGCCUUCGUUCUCUGCUGUCCAUUAGCACAGGUAGGCUAGCAUUAGCAUUAGCUAGAGCUAGAGUUAACACUGGAGAGACUGUUAGUCUUGAAUAGUCUAACAACCUGUGUGCUGAGGUUAGAUGCUGGUCGUCCACGACUUUCAGUGUCUUUAAUUUGCUGCAGUUUGAAACUUUCAAUAGACACUUAAAACCUGGACUAGAUUAUUCUGCACUAAAAGCAGAAUGUUUAAAACCAUUUUGUGAACGUUCAGUAAAAAGAAUGGCUGAUUUAAACGACGUCAGGAAAACAUCUGCCAUAUUUAAACAGUUUGUUUUCCUACGCUUCCAGUUUCAAAGAGCAUUUAGCAUCAAAUCUUAAGGAACAUUAAAGACGUCAGGAACUGAGGUAGCAAUGAUUUUCUAAUUUAACAAGAACGUGAAGAAUUAUGUAUGAAGAUCGCUUCAACAGAUAACAGGAAGAGAUUCGCUUGAGGAAACUAGUGGAUGAGCGUGAAAAAAUGAUUGAGCAGAUAAAGAAACUAAAAUCCCAGCUGGACCAGAAGAACGGCGCAGACAGCGGGUCCAGUCCAGACGGGGAAGCUGCUGAAAACGGGAACGACCCGAACAUCAUGGAGCUUCAGAGAGACUCCAGCAGGCAAAUAAACGACCUGAAGUUCAAACUGGUGAAGGCGGAACAGGAAGUGACGGCUUUAGAGCAAAACGUGACCAGACUGGAGGGUCAUGUGACUCGUUACAAAUCUGCAGCGGAGAACGCAGAGAAGGUGGAGGACGAGCUGAAGGCGGAGAGACGCAAACUGCAGAGAGAGCUGCGGACGGCGCUGGACAAGAUCGAGGAGCUGGAGUCGAGCAACAGCCACCUGAAUAAAAGGCUGGAGAAGAUGAAGUCGAGCCGCGGCAUGGCCCAGACGCCAUGAACCCGUCCGGAUCCCUCCAACCAACCAACCCAACUCCCAACGUGCCAUUUUCUGUCUGCUCCCCGUGGAAAGGAAUUCUGCWGAUCCUGGACCCAAACGGGUCGGUGUGGACGCUCUUCUUCAGCUCCAGCUGCCGGUGGACCGUCCGCCUCCACCGACACACAAACUGGUUCCCAGAUGAACAUGAACUCGACCCCUUUUCCAGGAUCGGUUCCUUCCUGUCCUGCACCGGCGGUUCUGUACCGCAGCAGCUUGACUGGAUGCCGCAGCCGCGGCUCCAAGCUGCGUCCUGUAGUCGGUCACUGGUUGGCUUGUAGAAACAGGGACUGAGUUACAGACACUGGGGAGACGCUGUUCACAAAGCUGUUCAUGUUUGUAAGGACRCAUGAAGAACUGCAGUCUGUGCAAUAAAAYAUCUGAGGCUCUUCAUUUUCCACUGUGUUGUUGGACUGUUGCAGCCUGGAUGUGAGUACGGGGCAAAAUCACUGUCAAUAAGAAAUGAACACUGGAGUCUACGAUUGUCAGUAAAUAUGCAUAAAUUUA
This is a messenger RNA of Poecilia reticulata (guppy), 1612 nucleotides long. The record is from RefSeq and is a predicted model, not a curated record. NCBI's taxonomy places the organism in Eukaryota, Metazoa, Chordata, Actinopteri, Cyprinodontiformes, Poeciliidae.